AUGGCAUUCAAAUUUGUUUUCGCUCUUGCCUUCGUGGCUGUGGCCAGCGCUGGUUAUGCUCCAGUUGCUUACCACUCGGCUCCAGCUGUCUAUCACUCAGCUCCUGUUGCUGUCCAUGCUGCCCCGGUAGCUGUGGCCCAGAAAGUCGUUGUCAAGUCCGAAGAAUACGAUCCCCAUCCUCAGUACAAAUUCUCCUAUGGCGUUGAGGAUAAAUUGACUGGUGAUUCCAAGAGCCAAGCCGAAGAACGUGAUGGUGAAGCUGUACGUGGUGAAUACUCUCUAAUUGAUGCUGAUGGUUACAAACGCACUGUGCAUUAUACCGCCGAUGAUGUCAAUGGUUUCAAUGCUGUUGUGCAACGUGAACCUUUGGUUAAAUCUGUUGCCGUAGCUCCUGCCCAUUACGCUGCUCCCGCUGUGGUCAAGACUACUGUAGCUCCAGUUGCCCACUAUGCUGCCCCUCACUAUGAAACACCCGUAGCCCACCAUUAUGCUGCACCCGCUGUUGUCAAGACUGUUGCUCCUGUAGCCCAUUAUGCUGCACCCGCUGUUGUCAAGACUGUUGCUCCUGUAGCCCAUUAUGCUGCCCCAGCUGUUGUUAAGACUGUCGCCCCAGUUGCUCACUAUGCUGCUCCAUCAGUGGCUACAUAUGCCGCCCCAUCUCAUUAUGCUUCCUACGAAGCUCCUACCUACAGUUAUCACCACUAA
This is a messenger RNA of Stomoxys calcitrans (stable fly), 705 nucleotides long. RefSeq names its product larval cuticle protein A2B-like. Gene Ontology annotation, cellular component: extracellular matrix. Lineage: Eukaryota; Metazoa; Arthropoda; Insecta; Diptera; Muscidae. The coding region runs from base 1 to 705 and encodes 234 amino acids. The record is from RefSeq and is a predicted model, not a curated record. The transcript has 3 exons.